CUUAAAUGAUCAUGGUCUGUGUUGACAAACUCAGACGCAUGCCCAACGACAUUUCCGGUGGGUUUCUUCCAAAAGUUACAGAAGGGACAAUCGUAAAAAAAAAAUUGCCUUGUUAUCAAAUGCAUGUCCAGUAGCUGUCACUCUGGAGGAGGAGAAGACAGGUCCUUACUUAGAUAGGAGGUUCACGUCUCUGUCUCUUGGAGAGAGAAAUUCACUGACUAAUCCUGGAAUUUGGAGUAACUGCACAAAUUACUUCAGCAUGCCAAUAAGAAGAAAACGGAGCUCACCUACCUCCGAUGAUCCAAGAAAUAAAAAGGCAAAGGUUUCUACAUGGUCAAGACGUAAUGAACUAGAAAAUGAUUUCAGUUCAAAGCGAUGCAUAGCUUGGUUCCAUGAAUAUACAGAUACUGAUGAAGAUGUAUUGGGUCCAGAAGGAAUGGAAAAAUUUUGUGAGGAUAUUGGCGUUGAACCAGAAAAUAUAGUGAUGUUAUGUUUAGCAUGGAAACUGGAGGCUAAAUCUAUGGGAUUUUUCACUAAAGCUGAGUGGUUGAAAGGAAUGACAGAGCUCCAGUGUGACUGUAUAUCAAAGUUACAAGGCCGCCUGGAUUACUUGCGGUCAAUGCUUGAUGAACCUGUACAUUUCAAGAACAUCUACAGAUAUGCAUUUGAUUUUGCAAGGAACAAAGACCAGAGAAGCAUGGAUGUAGAGACAGCAAAAGCAAUGCUGGGUCUACUUUUGGGUAAACACUGGCCACUGUUUGGCUCAUUUCAUCAAUUCAUAGAACAAUCCAAGUACAAGGUGAUCAAUAAAGACCAGUGGUGUAAUAUUUUGGAAUUCAGUAGAUCUAUCCUUCCAGAUUUAUCCAAUUACGAUGAAGAUGGGGCAUGGCCAGUUUUAUUGGAUGAAUUUGUGGAGUGGUAUCGAGAGAAUAAAUCCAUGUCCAGCUGAUCAUUCCAAACCAAUGUCUUUCAUAGAUUCUGGUACCAGUCUACAUAAUUUUAGCCAAUCACUUGUAGUGCUUUUCCACAGAGAGUGAUAAGUUUCACAAAUAUUGGGCAUUGAAUUUGAACAGUGAAAGGGUGACAAUUAACUUUGCAUCUGGCAAGCGAAUAAUUAUGGAGUGUGCUGGUAUACUUGGAGGCAAAAACAUGUAUAUUUUUUAGUGCUAAAAAACCUAAGGUUUUUAUUAAACCAUCUAAUGUGCUGUAUGUUAUUGUAAUAUAAAGAGAAUCUUUAUAUAGAUAAAUAAAAUGUAUUAAAGUGUACAAUGUGUAAUGACGUCAAUGUAUAAUGUACAGUGUAAGAAUCGUAUAAAUUUAUAUUUAUACUUUGAUUAUAUCAGUGUACUAUCCAUUUCACUUGUAUAUUUCACUACUGCAAUUUGACUAAUUUUGAUAGAAGACAUUGCUCAUUACUUCUUUUAAGCAGAUUUGUAUGUGGCUAUAUACAGUUUCAAUUAAUUAUACAUGUAUUUUUGAAUUCAUUAUCUAGUCUGUUGCAUCACAACUUUUGUGUUCAUGGGUAUGCAUAUGCAAAGUGAUUUCCUCAAAAAAAAAAACAUAUUGCAUUUUUAAGUUUUCUUUUUUUUUACUGUUGUUUAUCAUACAUAGUGCUAUUUUGUAUUUUAGGAAGAAAAUCAUUUGUAUGGCACUUAACACAAAAUUUCACAUUUUAUGUGCUUAGUUUGUACAACUUCCACGCUCUUGCAUUCUUUAGAAUUUGAAGGUAUUACCAGUGUAUAUUAAUGCUAGAAAUUUUAUGUGUCAACAUUUUUUUUAAAUGGCCAGUAAUUCUGUAUUAUUAAGUAUGUUUUUGUUUGGCAUUUUCUAAUUGAUGAUGAGUAAGUAGUUUAAAUGAGGGAGUGUUGUCUUCCUGUUAGUUACAUUUCUUGCCGUCGUCAAAAUUUGUACUCGCCACAAAUAACUAAACAUCCCCACUUAUGGAUAAGAAUGCCACAAAAAGAAUAGAAGUGAUUGUCAGUUUGCUGAUAGCAUUGGAGAAAACCAAAGAAGCUCUGUAGGGUAUUUGUGUUUUUGUUUUAUUUAUGCUCAAAAUAUUGUCCCUCAUAUUAAGCAGAUGUUUCAAUGGUACAAGAAGUAGGAGUUAUCUAACUUGGUUGAUCAAGCUAUUUUGUCACACCAAGAGAAUUCUGAGUCUUUUAUAUUUUGUUGAUACACCGUAUUGUAAUAUUGGUAAGUGUAAGUGCUGAAGUUGUAGGUGUUUUAUGACUCAUUCCUCCAUAAUUUCUAUUGCAAGCUAUACACAAUAAUUAUGUUUUUGUUGGAAUUACCAAAAAAAAGAAUCAUCAACAGUAUUCUUUUUGAAAUGAGAAUGCAUGAUAAUUUUUUUUUUUCUUUUUAUCGUGGUUAGCAACAGCACGCCUCAGUUUUAUUACGCAUUCUGCACAAAAAAUGGCAUCAACACUUGCACUUUAAAAAUUAGGGAUGGGUAUCACCAAAAAUAUUUUAUCACGAUAUAUUUCGUAGGGUUUUUUUUCUCGAAAAAUAUCACUAUAAUAUCAUGAUAUUUUUACAUGCAGUUUUUACUAUGAGUUUAAAUAAAUUUCCAUAAUUUUCAAACAAAUGUAUUUUGAAAACAUAGCUUCACUUUUUUUCAUUUUUAUUUAUAUAUUACGUGUAAUGAAGCAUGUUUGGAUUCUAUGAUCCCAUUGUUU
This is a messenger RNA of Saccostrea echinata, 2675 nucleotides long. RefSeq names its product DCN1-like protein 5. The record is from RefSeq and is a predicted model, not a curated record. Gene Ontology annotation, biological process: protein neddylation; positive regulation of ubiquitin-protein transferase activity. Gene Ontology annotation, cellular component: ubiquitin ligase complex. The transcript is spliced from 10 exons. NCBI's taxonomy places the organism in Eukaryota, Metazoa, Mollusca, Bivalvia, Ostreida, Ostreidae. Gene Ontology annotation, molecular function: cullin family protein binding; ubiquitin conjugating enzyme binding; ubiquitin-like protein binding. The coding region runs from base 260 to 949 and encodes 229 amino acids.